ACUCAAAUUUUUUUUUUUCAGGAAAUGUGCUCUCGCGCAGGAGGAGUCGAGGCAGCGCGAGCUCUACAGCGCGAGCUAUUUAUUCAUUCUAAAACUGAUUAAAUACAAAUAAAUAUACACAUAAAUACAAAUAAAGACGGGGUCUAAUUUACAUAUAAACCGAGACCUCUGUGCGACGUUUGUUUAUUAUUUAUUGUCUAAAACAAGUGGAACUAGACAUUUAACAACCGAUGCUAACCGGAACCAGUACAACAUUAGCCGCCUGCUAAAGCUAAGCUAAGCUAAACGCUAAGCUAAAUGCUAACGAGACAUUUACAUCCUGACCGGUCAACGGAUUGAAGUUUUGCUUUUUAUUCUUUAACUUUCCACAACGUUGAGUUAUUUUUUUUCUGUCACAAAUUCUAACUGAAAGGGGAAAAAAGGCGACACCGCAAACGGAGCUGUGGAGGGGGAAAAGCGGAUAGCAUCUUCACCGGGUGGACGUCGCGCAUCCUGCCGGCCUGCGGAGAGGAGCGAUGGCCGAGGUCUCAGCCCUCACCCCUUCUCCUCCGGCUGUGGCGGAUCAGUCAGUAGCUCCUCCUUCCUCUUCCUCUGCUCCCUCCCUCCCUGCAGAUUCACCUAAACCCAUAGCUGUUCCAAAAUCUGCUUUGUACGGGGACAGAGCUGUCAUGGCUGCUGCCGCAUUAGUACCACCACGUAAGGAGACGUCUGUCCAUUUAUCGAACUCGGGAGAGGCGAUUUCAGCACUAAGUGAAAAUCCUCCUCCUGCUCCAUCUGCUUCAGAAAGCACUUGUCCUCCAGACCGAGGUAAAGAGAGCUUUCCCACAACACCUGAACCUUUAAUGCAGCCAAACAUCUCACCAGAAUCACAAGGAAGAGCAGCAGAUCCUGAAGCGCAGCCUUUUCCAGAGCAAAAUCCCACAACGCAACUCAAUCUGACCUCAAACUCCACGUCCUCGUCACACACGCCGCCUCACUCUCCUCCGGCUAUUGCCCCCAUCAUCCAAGAUCCGUUAUCGGACCUGAAAUCCGAUCUACCUUCUUUCAUGGUUCACGAUUCGUUUGUGCCAUAUACGGUGCCACCCCCUGGUCAAUCAGGCCCCGCCCUAGACACGCUGAGCUAUCUGGAGUCGGCGAGCAUGAUGUCGGGGACGCUGGAGUCUCUGUCGGGCAUCGGUGAGGACGGAAGCUCACUCGGGUCCGAUUCUGAGCUCAACGGUCCGGUUCAGAGACGCACUGAUAAAUACGGCUUCCUCGGAGGAUCGCAGUACAGCGAGGGCAAUGUGCUGGAUAUCAGCGUGGAUGUGGCACGGCACCGAGAGAUGAAGUGGUUGGACAUGUUCAAAAACUGGGACAAGUGGGUCUCUCGCCGCUUCCCCAAGGUGAAGCUUCGCUGUAGGAAGGGAAUCCCGUCAUCUUUGAGAGCUCGAGCCUGGCAGCUUCUCUCCAACAGUGAGGAGCUUCUGAUGGAAAAUGUUGGCAAGUUUGAGGAACUGGAGAGAGAGCCGGGAGAUCCGAAGUGGCUGGAUAUCAUCGAGAAGGACUUACACAGGCAGUUUCCAUUCCACGAGAUGUUUGCUGCUCGAGGAGGCCACGGUCAGCAGGAUCUGUACCGUAUACUAAAGGCCUAUACCAUCUAUCGCCCAGAGGAAGGCUACUGUCAGGCUCAGGCUCCUGUGGCCGCGGUCCUGCUCAUGCACAUGCCUGCAGAGCAAGCCUUUUGGUGUCUGGUGCAGAUUUGUGAGAAAUACCUGCCCGGGUACUACAGCGCUGGCCUGGAAGCUAUCCAGCUUGACGGGGAGAUUUUCUUCUCUCUCCUGAGGCGUGUGUGCCCCAUGGCUUACCGCCAUCUGAAGAAGUAUAAAAUCGACCCUAUCCUCUACAUGACCGAGUGGUUCAUGUGUAUCUUUUCUCGCACGCUCCCGUGGUCCUGCGUCCUCCGCGUCUGGGACAUGUUCUUCUGUGAAGGGGUGAAGAUCGUCUUCCGUGUUGGUCUGGUCUUACUGAAACAGAUGCUGGGUUCUGUGGAUAAACUGCGGGAGCUGCAGGGAAUGUACGAGACCAUGGAGCGCCUGAGGAACAUCUCACCAGAGAGCAUUCGGGAGGAAAUACUGGUUCAAGAGGUCACAGUUGUCCCUGUCACAGAGGCUUUGAUCGAGAGGGAGUGCACCAUCCAGGUGAAGAAGUGGCGCGAGUCUCGCGGUGCUCUUACGCACCAGCCGAGCCGGAGGCUUCAUGGCACACGAGACAUCCACGAGCAAAAGCGUCGUGCCGCCGCCAUCAGCUCCGGGGGGAGUCUGUCCUUCCUGGGCAGCUCUAUGUCUGCUCCUCCACCCGGCCCCCUGCGCUCCUCUUCCAGCCUCCUCUCUCUUCCUGGUUUCCGGAAAUCCAAAAAUCCGUUCUUUCACGGCAAAAAAAGCUCUUUUUCCGGGCCUUUUGACCCGGAAACGCAUGUGUUUGGAGGCGGGACUCCAAUAAUGAUAACGUCCUCAUCUGUGCCGCUACGCCCGCCCGUUUCUGCAGUGGUCCCACCCACUGGAGGUGCAGGAGGGAACAGGCCUAGUCCCUUAGCAACAAAACCCCCAACGUCACCAAAAUCUCCAGUGGCAAUCGUUGGCCCGGGACCGAUAUCUGCACCAAAAUCUGGAUCAGAACAAACAGCAGCGCCGAAACCUGAACCUCAAACAUCGUCUGUGCCAAACUCUGAACCGGAAACAGCGUCAGCGCCGAAAUCUGAACCAGAAACAGCGUCGGCGCCGAAAUCUGUACCAGAAACAGCGUCAGCGCCGAAAUCUGUACCAGAAACAGCGUCAGUGCCGAAAUCUGUACCAGAAACAGCGUCAGUGCCGAAAUCUGUACCAGAAACAGCGUCAGUGCCGAAAUCUGUACCAGAAACAGCGUCAGCGCCGAAAUCUGAACCAGAAUCUGAAUCGACGUCCGCACUAAAUCCGGGACCAGCACAUGCACCGGAGUCAGAGUCUGGACCAGAAAACGUAUCACGACCCGACUCAGAACCAGCACCAAAGUCCAGCAAGGAAUCUGCACAUCGUCCAAUACCAAACCAACUCCAGCCCCCCAGAGUCGUCUCGGAGCAAGUUACACAAACGAUCCCGUCUCCCACGGCCAACAACAUGCCUCUGCCUCCCUGUGAGGACGAGGGCAAGAAGAAGAAGAAGAACAAGGAUGAGAAGAAGAAAGAGAAGGAGGAGGAGAAGCAGAAGGCACGAGAGAAGAAGGAUCGUGAGAAGUCAGAGAAGGAGAAAGCAAAGAAGGAAAAGGAGAGGGCCGAGAAAGAGAAGAAGAAGGAGAAAGGGGGGAAAAAGAAGGACAAAUCCGCAAGCGCUGAGGCCGAGGAGAAGAACGGAGCCACAGCGGGGAAAAAAAUGGUCUAGUUUUCCGAACAAAAGAGACGAAUCGAGCACAAAAGGGGGGGGAGAAGGGGUUUAUUUCGUCUUUAAAGAGAACUGGAUCAGGUUUUAUGGCUCCGAAUCCUCUCAUUUACUCUCAGUCAUUUACUGUUAGAAAAGAGAGUCUGUAAAUAGAUCAAUAGCUCAUUAUUUAGUAAGUCAUAUACCAUAAAACCUUCAUCCGGUCCCUCUGAAUCAGGCAGCGACCUCGAAGAGACAUCGUCCUCGUCGUAGAUUAAUCAAGGAGCUCGUAUCUAUUACGGUCGUCUGUUAGCGUGUGCUCGUGUGUUUACAUGUUAGUGUAGUAGUGUAGUGUCGCUGUCCCGUGUUUCUGACUUGACCUGUAGGAGGCGCUCUUUCUUUCGCUCUUCAGGAAAAAAAAUGAAGAAGAUUGUCCACUAGAGGGGCUGGAAGAGCAGACUGAACUGAGACUCUGAGGUGCAUUAGAAAUGGUACUGGGGUCAGAAUAUUGUGACUUUCUGCCCCACACUUAAUAGUCCUUAUGGCAUUUUAACUUCAUUUCUAUUUCUCCUCCAUCUGACCGUCUCGCUAUGCGUCUCUCUCUGCUUUGUAGAUGGGAUUGAGGCUGAGCGACAUGACGCCAUGUUUCAGCUCACGAUACACGGAUUCUUUAAUUAAAAAGACUUUAAUUGCACGUCUACACAAAAUAACUAUAGUGGAGGUCGACCUGAUGUCUUGUGCGUUCCUCCCGGGUUCCUCCCGGGUUCCUCCGGCCUCCCAAACAUGUGCUGAUACACAAGACCGCCCCAGAGCCUCGCGCGUACUCCCACUUCACGUCCAGAGGUUGUCUGACCUUUCAUGACCAGGAUAAAAAUCAGUAAUUCUAAACGUUAUUAGGAAACAAUUUGCUUUCAGGGUAAUUAUUUUUUAUAAAUAAAUAAACAAACAAACAAACAAAUAACUAAAUAAAUAAAUAAAAAUAGUAUUGAUAUGUAUCGUGAAGUCGUCACGUCGCUCAGCCUUAGUCUGUUACACUCCAAGACUUUCACGUGCUUUUUUUUUUUUUUUUUUAAAUCUGUUGCUAUUUUUUUUUAGUAGUAUUUCUACCACUCCUGUGUUUCUUUCCUCUUUCUUUCUCUCUCAAGCUUUCUCCUUCUCUCUUCACUCCGUGUGUCUCAGUCUGUCCUGCUCUAAUUGCCCCCGAUCCUAUUUUUUCCCCCUCCGUCGAAGCCCGUAGCCUGUCGUCUCCGUGUUCCCCGACAGACAGCGGAGUAGAAGCGAACGAGCCGAGAUAACGGUACGACACGACUGCAAUAUCUUAACCUAUAAUGUCUGAACCUGCUCGGAUUGUGACCUCAGACUCCUAUUUAUUUGCUUGUCUAUGAAGGAAUUAGUCUGUUUGCACUGAACCCUCUUUAUUAUUAUUAUUAUUAUUAUUAUUAUUUGUUUUUUUUCUGAAAGCACCACUAAUAUUUGACCCGUGUUGUUCUUUCCGAUGUUAAUGACUAAUGAUGUUCAGUAGCUUUAACAUCCCAAGCUCGUCACCUUUCGGGCUCGAUUUGCGUUGAUGUACAGUUUGUUAAUUUAACCAGAUGAACAAUUAUAUUAUGUAUUAUUUCUGUUCUUUACCGUAUUUUAGAUUGUAUUAUCGUUAUAAUUUCUAUGCAAGAAUCCAGAGGCCUGCGUGACUGGAAGUGUGAGAGGAAACCGAGGACGUGUUUUAAAGUCGUCGUCAUUCGGUUGUUUUUUGUUUGGUUGGUUAUUGUGUAUUGUUUUUUGAUGUAUGUAACUUUUCUGAAGUCCCAAACGUUACAGUAUUUAGUGUCUGAAAAAGGCUGGUUUACUUUCUCACACUUAAAAAAUUCACCCACUUACAAAACUUUGACUUUCAGACGGAAUAUUGGCUACAAGGCUGAUGUAGUUAACCAGUGACGGAUCUCCCAAAAUCCUCCCUGAAUCUUAUGGGUCAAAUAAAACAGUGUGUUUGUAAAGUAGGAAGAUGAGCCCAAGUUCAGAAUAAACUCUAACAUCAUCAAAAA
Tachysurus fulvidraco (yellow catfish) is the source of this 5407-nucleotide messenger RNA. Its product is annotated as TBC1 domain family member 10B. The transcript has 10 exons. The record is from RefSeq and is a predicted model, not a curated record. NCBI's taxonomy places the organism in Eukaryota, Metazoa, Chordata, Actinopteri, Siluriformes, Bagridae. The coding region runs from base 516 to 3392 and encodes 958 amino acids.